AAAGCACCGUUACUUUCGACGCCAUGUUAAAGUUAAUUUAAAGUUACAAUGUUUAGCAAUAGCUUGUAAAAUACUUAGUACUAUCAAUUUUAUGCCUAAUGCAGUAGAUAUGAUGAACUUAAAUUUAUAUGAGGACAACAUCCUAAAUUACUGCUGGAAAGCGGGAAGUCGCAAAACGCGGAACUCGGCGCUUGCCCAACUCGAUAGGAAUGAGCUCGCAGUUGUGGAUUUGGUCGCCUGCUGCAAGAAAAUCACUGAAUUAAUUGAGAAGAAUACAUUAAAAACACGAUCAAAUGUUUUGGCUAAGAAAAACAAACAAAAUGUUCUUUUUAAGGGCAUUUCCCGCUUGUUUUUCGGCGUUACGGAUAUUUUUAGAUGCAAGGUGGAUCAACUUUUGGGGGAUACGAAACUAUUACUUGAUCAAUGUACACGUACCAACUUGGAUUACGUUCGCACCACCACAAAAUCUUCAGUGGUCAACAAAUCUGAGAUUCAAAUCCAACGCAAAAGAAAGCAGGUAAUCACCAAAAAAUUUAAAGUAACAGAGUCGAAGCGUGCCAGACAGCAAGAAUCGGAGCUGUUGGAUGAGUACGCACAUGACUACUUCGAAAAGAUGCUAUCGGAAUGCCAGAUGUGGCUCUUGGAUUGUAAACAACACGGGGAGGAGGAAUCCAACGAGUCUAUUGAACUACACCGAAGCUGUACGAAGUCGAAAUCGUAUCAUUCCAUUACAAUCACCGAAAAGAUUGAAUUUCUCGAGGAUCAUAGCGUUAUUAUGCCAUCAAAUGGUUUUGGGGAAACCGAAGGGGCUGAUCUAACCAUUUUUCAAGAACUUUACCCCAAAGACGCCACAAGGAACUCCUUAAAGCGUCACUCAACAACUGAGGAUCCAACUGACAUUUUACCAGAUAAAAUGCCUAAAUUGGAUGAUGGGAAAAUUUUCCAAGCUGACAAUGCUAUAAUGACCAAAAUUUUACAGCAUAACAUUGAACCAGCUAAAGUAACUCAAAUAGUUUGCGAACCGUUCUUGCCUGCAGUUUUGAGUUCUUUUGUAGAAAUCAAAUUUAGCAAGCCAAUGAAUCGGAAAAGAAAGCUUAUAGUAGACAAACACAUUGAAUAUACUCGGGAGCAGCUGGGGAAGCAUAGAAAGAAAUAUAUGGAUGAGUUCAUUUUAAAAGCAGUGAAUUUGCCAAAACCGUUGGAUUUACCGAAACCCCCCAGUAAACUUUUCCGUAAAGUGAAUAAUAAUGUAACUUGUUCACCUCUUCGCAACAACUUGGGCCCUAAGCUCAGUAUAAAAGAAAUGGAAUACGAGGCUGAAAAUACACUAAGAACCAUAUUUGGCGGCAAGUUUACCGAGAACCUUUCCAAGGAGAUAUUUGUACGACCUUUUCGGGCUAAAAAGUGCAAGGAUAAAAAAGCAUAUAUAUAUCAGCCUGAACCGGAUGAAGUGGAUUUUUUGCAACCUGAACUGCAGCAGCCUGAUGUCAAUUCCAUAAUUCAUAAUAACAAAAUGAAUAAGCAUAUGCCGUGCUGUGAGAAUAAUCACGCUCAUACCUACAGCGUAAUGAUGAGUCUCUUAAACAUUUGGCGUAAUAAUCCGAAUAUUACGGGAAUCGAUGCCUUUGAUUUUAUAAAAACGUUUGCGAGUCGCAUCCAAGCUUCGUUAGCAUUUCUCCAUUUGUUGUAUCUUGAAUUUCAGAUCUCGUUCGAGACCAUUUUAUAAAGAUAUCAAAGCGAGCUAACUCGCUUGAAAUGGACCAAAUUACUCUUGGCAAAGAGUCCGCUAAGUUAAUAGACAAUCUUACGCUGAGUGAGAUUUUCUGAUUAAGUGUAGAUAAUGGGUUUCAAGAUUAGCAAACCUAUUUUGUAGUUGUUAAGUUGGUCAAAGAUGUUCCACAUUAUGUUUAUGUAUUGUUCUCACCUACAGUUGCGUAUUUUUUGUUACUAUUGUGUUAAAGUAGUUAUAAGUUAAGCAUAUUUCUAACACAAUGGCUUUAAUCUACUUAAUUUCCGUUCGUCCUUUUUGUAAAGUUGAGUAAGGAGAAUUAAACGAUUUUUUAAUAUACAUACUAUAAAGCCUGCCCCCGUCUAAAAUAAAAUAUGUAUUUUCCAUUGUCAUUUUAACUUUUAGAUUUUCAUUGUACCCAUUAAAACACGUUAAUUAUCUUUGUUACUAUUACGGUAUCGUAGCUAUAAUUCAUUAACAGUUGGGGUAAUUCUCUAAACCGUAAGUGUUGUCUUCCUUACAAAAUCCUAAUAUCUCUGACAACACCAAAA
Molecule: messenger RNA, 2280 nt
Organism: Drosophila santomea
Lineage: Eukaryota; Metazoa; Arthropoda; Insecta; Diptera; Drosophilidae
Gene: c(2)M
Exons: 8
Coding region: 92-1726 (544 amino acids)
Source: RefSeq, a predicted model, not a curated record